Messenger RNA from Colletotrichum destructivum, 1192 nucleotides. RefSeq lists its product as uncharacterized. Lineage: Eukaryota; Fungi; Ascomycota; Sordariomycetes; Glomerellales; Glomerellaceae. The coding region runs from base 264 to 848 and encodes 194 amino acids. The transcript has 2 exons. The record is from RefSeq and is a predicted model, not a curated record.
CCCAAAGGGGCGGGAUGGGAAGCCCAUCGGAACCCGUGUCCCUCGUAUGCAGCCGUCACCUCGUUUAAGAACUCCCUCUCCCGCUCUCAUUGUUCCAAGAUCGACUGUAAUGGACGUUGGAAUCCCUUCUUUGUAGUUUACCUGCGAUGAUGCCCAACCUCAGACACACGACAAGACUUCUGUGCGGGUGAGCUAGGCUUACUCUACUUUCUUGCCUUGCUGCCGUGUAACAAUGGCAAGUUGGUCUGCUAAAGUCAUCAGCCAUGACGGAAGAAGGGGACCCGGUCGACGAGGCGAACUUCGAGGACGGCCAACGUGAGCUUCUCCCAUGGGACUCUCGAAAAAAAGAGGUGUGGGAAUUGGGCAUCCUUUCCAACUCGAGGAAAGAUGACCGGACCCUGCCUCUCAAUUGCUGCAGAGCGCAGACAAAAGAACCCCCCUACCCCGGCCUAAGGGGAAAAAAUACCUACGCGGUACAACACCACGAGUCUCUCUUCCUGUGCCAGCACUCGGGGCAUUUGUCAUUCCCUGAGCGACACAGCUUGCCGAUCCUUUCUUUGUCUUGCUGCGAUCCGCGUGGCUGGCCGGGUCCGUCAAUGUCAGGUUCUGUCCCAUCGGCAUCCCCAACCAUCAAGGGGGGAAAUUCCAAACUCGGUUUGUCAGUUGAUUGUUUCUAUACUGGGUGGACACCCGCCCAUUACAAGACAAAUAAGAGUCGACUUGCGCCGUCCUUUCGUCGAUACCUUUUGACCGACGACGUGGGUAGAAAUCCGUCUCUGGCAAGGGGACGUUACGGCGUCCAUAUCUGUAGACUCUGGGGAGGGCAGAGCUUGGUAGCGGGCCUGUAGGCAGGCCUUGGCACCCACCACCCCUUGUCGCGAGCUGUUCUCGCUAUUCAGAGACUGGCGAUGCCCGGGCUGGUCUCAUCAUCGUGCGCAUCUGCUGCGACGAUGUGAGCCCAUGAGGGGUCCAUGAGGUUGCAAAAGAUCGUCAAGAGUCCGUCAGAGGCAACUUCGCCUUCCAUCUACAACCGUCACGUAUGCGGCCGAUCCCGUCGGGUUGGUCACCAUCGCAUGUCCUCGUCCAGUUACCAAUGUUCAACGAACAAUGGCACACUACUAGGCACGCCGCUUAAUUGCAUGUUCGCGGCGGUGGCCAUUUCUGCUUGACCCCUCAGCAUAUGCCGCAACAC